Messenger RNA from Camelus dromedarius (Arabian camel), 5034 nucleotides. It is a transcript of the gene TMEM119, whose product is annotated as transmembrane protein 119. Gene Ontology annotation, cellular component: plasma membrane. Gene Ontology annotation, biological process: positive regulation of osteoblast differentiation; positive regulation of bone mineralization; ossification. The transcript has 2 exons. The coding region runs from base 2977 to 3819 and encodes 280 amino acids. The record is from RefSeq and is a predicted model, not a curated record. Lineage: Eukaryota; Metazoa; Chordata; Mammalia; Artiodactyla; Camelidae.
AUAAACCCUGAGUGAGACUGGCUCCAAAAAGAGGUCCUGCUCCAAGCUGGGCGCCCUGGCCUAUCACGUGAUGCCACUGACUGACAUCUACAAUGUGCCGGCCCCGCUAUUUCUUGACCUAACAAUGGUCCAGGGAGGUGGCCUUAUCCCCAUUGUACAGAUGUGGAAACCGAGGCUCUGAGAAGUGAUAUGCCCAGCCUCAGGACACACAGCUGGGAAGUGACCUCCCCCGGGGUAUUCUGAGCCGCCUCUCCGGUCAGCCUCUGCCCUGACUGACUGUGUGUCACUAGGCAGGGCUUUCCCAGUCUCGGGCCUGGGUUUCCUCUUGGGUAAAAAUGAGAGGAGUUGGCCUGACCCCACCUCCUAAUGGGCUGUGAGUUUCUGAGUCCUGGCAAAAAUGAGGACCCAGGGAGGAGGUGGGGGCAGCUGAAGGGUAGAAUAAUCAUUUCAGAGCUGCCCUGGCCAGGGUGCCCAUUCUACAGAUGGGAAACUGAGGCCCAGAGAAGUCUGGGGGCUCGUCAAGCAGGGUCACAUAGCCAUCUCCUGCGAAGCCUGGCUGGCUGCUCACACGAUGCCGCACCUUUCCCGGGGAGACCCAAGGGGUUUUGGGGGGUGAGGGGGACUCUAAGAGUUAAGGGUCUCAAUCUUUAAGAGCCAGAGGUGGUUUGUGUGGCCUCUUUACUUAUCCCAUGCCCCUGACCCCAAGUCCCCAAAGGAAAGGAGCCCUUUUUUCUGUCCAACUCACUGUACCGCAUGCGUGCGUGCGUGCGUGCGUGCGUGCGUGUGUGUGUGUCUGGUCCUGGAUCUCUCAUUGGCCAGAACUCAGGAGAUUUCACUCAACAAGGUAAAAAAAAGUUGGUCUUUCCUGGAGAAUGAGGGGAGACCGGGAGCCAAUUUACACAUCAGGCAAGGAUAAUCAUUAUUUGUUGACUUGGGGUGGCCACACGUUGGCUGGACCUGGAUGUGUGCCGGGGUAGCAAUUCCGCCUCUCCUAAAAUUCACCUUCCCUGGGGGAGGGCUGCGCCAGGCACUUGGUCCCAUCCGGCCCUAACAGCGCACCUCUCCACCCCACCCCCAGUUUACAGAUGGGGACAGUGAGGCCCAGAGAGGCCUAGCAGCAGAGCCAGACCCAGAUGGAGCCAGGAUGUUAAUCCUGGCCUUACCGAGCUCAUCAUUUGGCUGCCUGCAGAGCCUCAGUGCAGAAACUUCACAGCCGUCCCCCCCAGGGAAGGCCCCUGGGGACACCACUGUCAGAGGUGUCUGUGGUGAGAAGUUUUAGCCUCCACCGUGAAGGCUCUCUCCCAGGCUUGACUGGAGGCAGAAGGCAGGGAGGUGGUUGGCGAGAGACAAAAGCCCCAAACAUCAAAGCUGUCUGCAGAACUGUUGCUAAUAAGUUCCAGAGAGGAGAGGGCCCAGAAAGUCUCCUGAAAUUCAGGGAACAUCUCAAAUCCUGGUUCCAGCUGACAAGUGGGGUUCCAGCCAGAGGGGUGCGAGCCCACUCCUGGGCCAGCCCCGGGCACGUGAGAGUGUGAGGGGUGUGUGUGAGUGAGUGUGUGGACUCAGAGUCCCAAAGAAGAAGGGUCAAAUCCCAGCUCUGACACCAUCUGUGUGUCCUUGGGCAGGUCACUGUCUGUCUCUGAACCUGUUUCCUCAUCUAAAAAAACGGAGACAGUGCUGGCGUCCCGGGCUUCUCUGGGCUUGCAGCCACGAGAGGGGCUCAGAUGAGUAACUGGUGAUGAAAGUACACGGUGACCGGCUCAUUUAAAAUGAACCCCUGGGCGGCGUUGCCUCGGUUAAUGUCCUUGGACUUACAUGUUUUUUUGCCAUCUGAGCCAGUUUGUCCAAAUUCAUGUCAGUGCAAUUGAUUUCAAUUAAUGACACUUUACGGGAGGCCUCAGGUCACUUGGAACAAGCCACUUAGUGGUCCCUCGUCAUCCCUACCUCAUCUGAAUCCUUGUGUCACCAUGAGGUUGGUACUGUCACCUGUUUUACAGAGCAGGCCCUGAGGUCUGGGAAAUUAAGGGGACCUGCAGUCAAGGUGCUGGGCCUCCUCCUCCAGCCCAAGGACUUGCUGUGUGGCCUGGAGCCUGCCCCUUGCCUUCUCUGGGCCUCUGUCACCCCAUCUCCAUCCCCUGAGCGCAAGCACCUCAGACAGGGGACCUGAAGGCUUUUCAGUCUUGGAACUUCCAGGCCCACCCAGCGUCAGGGUCCUGGGCCCUCUGCUGGGCUGGGAUGGGGCUCUCACAGGGCAGAAUGAGGGGCACAGGAAGGGGUCCCUGGAUUUGUCUGAGAGCCCAGGCCGACUCACACAGGCUGGGAGAAUCAGUGUUUUAGAAGCCAGGCUCCUCCGUGAAGCUGAGCCAUAAGUAAUUUAUUAGUCAGCUGGGCCGUCUGGGCCAGAGAGGGUCUGGGGGUUCACGUGGGGAGCAGCUUUCCAACAGAGGGAGGGAGGCGCGGGGUGCAUCUGGAUGCCAUCCAGUAGUGGCCACGGGACUCAGUCUCCAGCUUUGUUUCAGGUACGAGGGUUCCCCCGGGGCCUCCAGGCCCUGCUUUGAGCCUUGAGGUGGGGGUUCGCCAUGGGUUUGGGGCCUAUGCUCACACAGGCCUCUGCUGAGCUCAAAGAUUGUGGACACUUUGUAACCAAUGAAUCUUCUGAGGAUGGGAAUGGGACCACAGGAGGGCAGGGGGCUGCUGGGGAGGGCCCCCCGGAGGAGGGGGGCCAGCUCUCUCAGUUACUCACUCAGAUCCUCACUGAGCCCUCCCAGCAUCUCUCCCUUGGUGCCUGCAUCCAAACCCCAGGCAGCUCUUCCUUAGCAAGGCACUUAAGCCCUCUGAGCCUCAGUUUCCUCACCUGGAAAAUGGGGAGAAUGUACUACCUCCCUGAACAGGCGGAUCUCAGGAUUCAGUGAGAAAGUCUAUGUGAGAAACUUAAAAGAAUACCUGGCACAUGGCAAGCAAUGAAAGGCUCCUGGCAACAUGGUUUCCGCGGUGGCCCCCAGCCUGGCCGUGUCUCUGCUGCUGCUCCUGCGGGCCCUGCCCACGGCGCCCUACUCCGUGUCCCUGCAGGCUGCCUUCCUGGAGGACACAGGGGGCAGCGGGGAGGCUGAGGGCCCAUCGGCUUCCUCCCCCAGUCUCCCGCCUCCCCGGACCCCGGCCCUUAGCCCCACGUCAGUGGGGCCCACGCCCCCGGAGGGCCCCAAGCCCCCCACCAACUUCCUGGAUGGCAUCGUGGACUUCUUCCGCCAGUACGUGAUGCUCAUCACCGUGGUGGGGUCCCUGGCGUUCCUGCUGAUGUUCAUCGUCUGCGCCGCUGUCAUCACCCGCCAGAAGCACAAGGCCUCCGCCUACUACCCCUCAUCUUUCCCCAAGAAGAAGUACGUGGACCAGAGUGACCGGGCUGGGGGCCCCCGGGCCUUCAGCGAGGUCCCCGACAGGGCUCCCGACGGCCGGCCGGAGGAGGCCCGGGACUCCUCCCAGCAGCUCCAGGCUGACAUCCUUGCCGCCACCCAGAACCUCAAGUCUCCGGCCAGGGCUGCCCCUGGCAGUGGAGAUGGAGCCAGGGUGAUGGAGGGCAAGUCGGAGGAAGAGGAGCCAGGCAGCCAGGAGGAGGACCAGGAAGCCCAGGGAUGCGGGGUCCCAGCAGAGAAACCAGAGGUGCCCCCACCAGAGGAGGCCUGCCCAGAGGAGGCAGACGGGGCCCUGGAGGCCGGUGAAAGUCAGGGGCCAGAAGCAGCUUCCUCAUUAGCCCAGGAAACUGGCGGCCCAGCUGGUCCCCCCGAAAGCCCCUGUGCUUGUGGCAGCGUCUCCCCCAGCAUCUAACAGGCCUCUCAGGCUGCCGGCCCUGACUGUCGGACCCCUGGAGGUCACCUCCUUGGGCACAGAAAGACACUUGGUCCUUCCUGCUCUCUGUCACCCCCUCCUUGGCCACUCUCCACUGCAAAUCCCAGUGUGUCUGAUCCUACAACAGCGGGCAGAGCUGCUGGUCUCUGUCCCAUCUCAGGAAUCUCACCAACUUCCAGAACGUUUGUCCCUGCAGCCCCCGGGGGGCUCUAUCCCAAAGCCCAGCUCCUCUGGGGAGACAGGGCUGGGGACGUGUCCCCGUCACAGCCAUGUCCAUUGGGAAACAUGUCUCAGGUCCCUUGUGACAGUGCAAACAUCGCUGCUUGCCAUCGAGGUAGGAAAAGAAAUACUAGUGUUGGAAGAGACUGAGCUGGAGAUGCGGAAAGGCCUGGGGUUGGAGCAGUUCGAGGCACCGCUGAAGGUCGGUCAGGAGGGCGGCUCCUGCAAGCGUCAUGACAGGUCCCUAUAUGGACAUUUCCCAAACUGGGUUCCCUGGAAGAAAGCUUGUGAGGUCCAGGGAGCAGAGGAGGUGCUGCUUCUCUGCUCCGGUCGCCCCAGACUCCUUGCAGCGCCCCGGGGCUCUGACAAGCCCUGCAGUAAAGGCGCCCGUGGACUCUGGUUUGUUUUUGCUUAGUCUUUUCCAAACUGCUUUUGUCCGUGGAGUGCUCUUUUUUUUUCUUUCUUUCUUUUUAACAGCUACAGAAGUUACUGCUCUAAAUGUUCCCGAAGGCACCCCCUCCUCAGUUUCUGGUUGGUCCAGGGUUAGGGGGGUGGGGGUGGGGGUUCAGCGCUCCCAGGAGCUGCCUCUCAUCCCGUUACUGCUGCGGGGGUGGGGCAAAUGAAUUGAACCUUUCUUGCCAGGGCCCCAAAGCAGCUUAGAAGCCGGGAGGGGGGCUGUGUGUGAGAGGGGACCCCACUCAGGGGAAGUCUGAGGGGAUGGGAGAGGGUUUCUGACACCCAUCCCAGAGCAGGGGGGCCCUGGCCCUUCACACACACACAGAUGCCUGGUAGCCUGUGCCCACAGUCUUCUUUAGUCUUCGACAAGGGAGCCUGAGCUCCGUCCUGAUUUGGGGAGGCUCUGCGGCGGCGGGGAGGGUCCUCCUCCCCAUCCCUCCAUCUGGGCCCCGCCAACCUCUGCACAACUCUCCAGGUGCUGAGAUGUAACAAACCAGCCCAAUAAACCUUUAUUCUGGC